Messenger RNA from Scaptodrosophila lebanonensis, 912 nucleotides. RefSeq names its product THO complex protein 7 (gene thoc7). NCBI's taxonomy places the organism in Eukaryota, Metazoa, Arthropoda, Insecta, Diptera, Drosophilidae. The coding region runs from base 80 to 886 and encodes 268 amino acids. Gene Ontology annotation, biological process: mRNA export from nucleus; mRNA processing. Gene Ontology annotation, cellular component: THO complex part of transcription export complex. The transcript has 3 exons. The record is from RefSeq and is a predicted model, not a curated record.
UUGGCACAUCUCUAGUUUUAUUUUAGGUAGUGCCGGCUAUAUUUUAUAUUUAUAGGAAAUAUUUUAAUAAAAUCUUGAUAUGAACGACGAGGAAAUCAUAAAACAGCGCCUGCUGAUCGAUGGCGACGGCACUGGCGAAGACCGCCGUCUCAAUGUGUUGUUAAAACAAUUUCUUAAGUGGGCGAAUUCUAAAAACGAAUCUCCAGAGACAAACCAAAUAAUGUAUGGCCGCCUAAUGGCCCAAUUCGCACAGUGUAAAUUCGCUGCUCUAAAAAAUGUACACACGCUCAAGAUGAUCAGUGAAGAGCGCGAGCAUUACAAAAAGUUAGCAGAAGCGCACGAGGAGAGUAUUGAGGUGGCCAAAGAAGAAAUUGAAGCAAGCAAAAAGGAACUGGUGAUAGCUAAGCAAAUCCGUAAAAAUAAAAUGGAGUACGAUCUAUUGGCUGAACUGAUUGCUGAACAGCCUGACCGCAAAAAGACGGAGAAACAGAUUGAAACUAUUAAGAAGGAAAUCGACCAGUUAACACACAAGAAACUUAAAUUGGAACGCAAGUUUCAGAAGCGACGCAAUGAUUUUACUUUGCUCAUGUACACAAUUCAUGAAUUGGAACAGCAGUUGGAGAAUGACAAUAAUUCAUCCUCAACCGAAAGCGAAACUGAGCAAGAUCAGGACGCAGAUGAUGAUGAUAACAAUGGGAUAAUGGAGGUCAGCGAUGAUGAUGACCUAAUCAGUCCCACCAAAUCGGAUAGCGCCCGUGGUAGUCUGAACAAGCUGCCAUCGAUUUCAACAGAAGAUUCAAAAGAACGCAUGUCCGUUGAGGAAGAUGCUGUGCUUGAGUUGAGCAUUGAUAAAGACGAACACGAUGUCGCGAUUGUUGCCAAUUAAUUAAAAAAAAAAAAACCAUUCCACAA